AUGCCUGGACGGAGUUCACUCUGGGGACACACGCCGGUGGCAGCGAACUUCGUGCUAAGCUGGCAUCGCUCAGGUCUUCUCAACCUAGGCGGCGUUGGCGUUCCCCGCCAGAACCCGAAUCCCCCGGGCGAGCCUCGGCUCGCGCUGCCCGGUAGGCCUGUGGGGCCGUACCGAGGUCCGACGGGCGGAGCGCAUCGCUCAGGUCUUCUCAACCUAGGCGGCGUUGGCAUUCCCCGCCAGAACCCGAAUCCCCCGGGCGAGCCUCGGCUCGCGCUGCCCGGUAGGCCUGUGGGGCCGUACCAAGGUCCGACGGGCGGAGUGCAUCGCUCAGGUCUUCUCAACCUAGGCGGCGUUGGCGUUCCCCGCCAGAACCCGAAUCCCCCGGGCGAGCCUCGGCUCGCGCUGCCCGGUAGGCCUAUUAGGCCGUACCGAGGUCCGACGGGCGGAGCGCAUCGCUCAAGUCUUCUCAACCUAGGCGGCGUUGGCGUUCCCCGCCAGAACCCGAAUCCCCCGGGCGAGCCUCGCCUCGCGCUGCCCGGUAGGCCUGUGGGGCUGUACCGAGGUCCGACGGGCGGAGCGCAUCGCUCAGGUCUUCUCAACCUAGGCGGCGUUGGCGUUCCCCGCCAGAACCCGAAUCCCCCGGGCGAGCCUCGGCUCGCGCUGCCCGGUAGGCCUGUGGGGCCGUACCGAGGUCCGACGGGCGGAGCGCAUCGCUCAGGUCUUCUCAACCUAGGCGGCGUUGGCGUUCCCCGCCAGAACCCGAAUCCCCCGGGCGAGCCUCGGCUCGCGCUGCCCGGUAGGCCUGUGGGGCCGUACCAAGGUCCGACGGGCGGAGCGCAUCGUUCAGGUCUUCUCAACCUAGGCGGCGUUGGCGUUCCCCGCCAGAACCUGAAUCCCCCGGGCGAGCCUCGCCUCGCGCUGCCCGGUAGGCCUGUGGGGCCGUACCGAGGUCCGACGGGCGGAGCGCAUCGCUCAGGUCUUCUCAACCUAGGCGGCGUUGGCGUUCCCCGCCAGAACCCGAAUCCCCCGGGCGAGCCUCGGCUCGCGCUGCCCGGUAGGCCUGUGGGGCCGUACCGAGGUCCGACGGGCGGAGCGUAUCCACCACGAGGCGCUCUCUUUUGCUAG
Schistocerca gregaria is the source of this 1125-nucleotide messenger RNA. RefSeq names its product collagen alpha-1(X) chain-like. The transcript has 9 exons. The record is from RefSeq and is a predicted model, not a curated record. The coding region runs from base 1 to 1125 and encodes 374 amino acids. NCBI's taxonomy places the organism in Eukaryota, Metazoa, Arthropoda, Insecta, Orthoptera, Acrididae.